UGUGAGCGGGCAUCGACGAAUAAUGGGUACCCUCGGCACUUAUCACCUACGGUAUUUGACUGAGGAUGAUUCUUGGGCAUUGUUUAGGAAGAUAGCAUUUGAAGGGGGCGCAAAAGAGCCUCAAAAUCUCGUAGACAUAGGCAAGGAGAUUGUCAAGAAAUGUGGUCGGUUGCCUCUGGCAGUGAAGACAUUGGGUGGCUUAAUGCAUUCCAAGAGCCAGGAAAGCGAAUGGCGGUCCGUGAUGGAUAGCGAGAUUUGGGAUCUGCAGGUCGGUGAAGAUGGGAUCUUGCCAGCACUAAGGUUGAGCUACAGUGAUUUGCCUUCCCAUUUAAAACAAUGCUUUGGUUUUUGUGCCAUAUUUCCGAAGGAUUAUGAGAUGGAAAAGGAUCUGUUGAUUCAACUAUGGAUGGCCAACGGAUUCAUUCCAUCCGAUGGAAGAAAGGAGUUGGAGGACAAAGGGCAGGAGAUUUUUAAUGAGUUGGCUUGGAGAUCUUUCUUUCAGGAUAUCAAAGAAGCUGAGGAGGACGGUGCUCUUUCAUCCAGGCAUGAACUUUAUUAUGUAACAACAUGCAAGAUGCAUGACCUCAUGCACGAUCUGGCGCGAUCCAUUAUGGGGAAUGAAUGCCUGGGCAUGGAGGACCCUGCCAGGUGGGAAGAUAUAUCUACGAAAGCCCGUCACUUGUUUACACUUAGAAAAGUUCAAUUGAAUAAUUAUCCAAAUAUUCGCACUCUCCUGUGCUCGAGAUUCUCCGCUAGUAUGCCUGCGGAUUCAUUAAAGCCAAAGUCCUUGAGAGCAUUGGAUCUAUAUUAUGCUCCUAUCACACGACUGCCUAUUGCAAUUGCAUAUUUGAAACAUCUGAGAUACCUCGACCUCUCUUAUUCUCAUAUUGAAGCAUUACCGGAUGCCACCAGCACACUUUUCAAUCUACAAACUCUGAAACUCUCUUGCUGCAGGAGACUCCGUAAGCUGCCCGAAGACAUGAGAAAUAUGAGUAGCCUGAGGCAUCUCUACAUUGACAGAUGUCCUAGUCUGAAACAGCUGCCAACAGGUAUCAGGCAAUUGAGCAGCCUGCGAACAUUGAGCAAAUACAUCGUAGGCAAUGAUGCUGGAAGGCGUAUAGGUGAGUUGAAUAGCUUAAAUCUCGGUGGCCUUCUAGAGCUGUAUAACCUGAGGAAUGUGAGGGAUGCAGCAGAUGCUAAAGAAGCUAAUCUUAGUUCCAAACAUAACCUUUGCUCAUUAAUAUUAUGUUGGGAUAUGACUCAGUGGGAUCCUCCUUCCUGCUAUGAAGAAAACGCUGAUCGUUGUGUCGAAGAUGUUUUGCCAGUAGAAAACGCUGAAGAGGUGUUGGAAGCCCUUAGACCUCAUGGUGGCUUAAAGCUUCUGACAGUAUGGCGCUACGGGGGUGGCAGCUUUCCAACGUGGAUGAUGAUGGACACCGUAUUGCUGCAAAAUGUUGUUGAAAUGCAUCUGGGAGUUUGCACAGGAUGCCAACAUCUCCCGCCUUUGUGGCAGCUACCUUCUCUUAAAUUUCUCUACUUGUUUAAGAUGCAUAACGUCAAACACAUUUGCGGCAGCACCUUCUACGGCAAUGCAAGUAAUGGCACAGUGCAAGCAUUCCCCUCACUGAAAAGACUGGUGUUGCAUACGAUGCAGAGCUUGGAGAAGUGGUCAGAGUUUGAAGGAACUACAGAGGUCCCGUUGGUUUUCCCUCACCUUGCUGAGCUUAAGAUCAUUAAUUGCCCAAAUUUGAUGACCAUGCCAGAGCUACCAUCUCUCCAAAGUUUAGAAAUGAAUGGAACUACUAAUAAGCAGUCGGGCUUGAUCUGUAGUCUGACGACAUGGUCUUCCCUUACUUCUCUCCUAUCUUUGAGGAUGGAUUCUUGUGAUGAUCUGGUCUACUGGCCGGAGGCGGAAUUCCGUGGCUUGAACUCACUGAAGAACCUAAGUCUCCAUCAUUGCAAGAAUUUGGUUGGCCCGUUACCUUUGCCAUUAUCCUCGUCAUCAUCAGGGCAUGGAGAGCUCCUACCAAACUUGGAAGAGCUGGAUAUUGGAGAUUGUGAUGGUCUGCUGGAAUUGCCCAAGUUGCCUGCUUCCCUCAGAUCACUGGAUGUAGACUCCUGCCCUAAAUUGAAUUCCUUGUCGGAAUGCCUGCGACAUGCCAAUGCUCUUGAGUAUGUCAAUAUUUUGAGUUGCCCAAGCCUGACUUCUUUACCAGUAGAUCUGGGGCACCUAACAUCACUCAAGGGGAUACAUAUCAGCAUGCUUCCUGGCUUGGAAUCUCUGCCAGAAGGGAUGCAGGGCCUCACUGCCCUUCAAGAACUAUCUAUUAAAUAUUGCCCUCGGCUGUCAUCGCUCCCAGAAGGUCUACAACGACGACUCCCUGGACUUGAGAAUCUGGCCAUCGAAGGCUGCCCCAACCUGGAGAGUCAGUGCAAGAGAGGAGGACCACAUUGGGACCUCAUCUCACGCAUCCCCAAUACCAAAAUAUCAUCUGAGAGGAGGAGCAACUUCAGCACAUCCCUUCCUUCCUUUUCUUGCUUUAGAAGACCAUCUACAGUCUAAUGUCAUCCCAGUCCUUUCGAGAUAAGCAGCAAAUUUAGCUUCAGGAUGAAUUAAGAGAGUUCACGGUACAAGCAGCUUUCUUGUCGAUCAUUUCAACGUUGAACUUCUUGCUAUUCUAAAUCUACUAACAGAAGAAACGACAUACUGUGCCUUGGAUAAACUUUUCAAAGAUUUCCGGACAUUCAAUGAUCAAGUGGCUUCGUAUGAAUCUUCCUGAUAGAUUUGCUUUUGCUGUUGUUACGCAUUUAAAGGGACACUAGGAAGAGAUAAGCUUAACUCCCUUUCAGUAGAUGUUAUUUGGCAUGUAAUGUGUUGUUGAUUGUUUUCUCUGAACCAUAUUUUAUUUCAUGUCCUUCGAUAUAUAAAUAUUGUAUUUGAAGACUUUGGACAGUA
Molecule: messenger RNA, 2956 nt
Organism: Phoenix dactylifera (date palm)
Lineage: Eukaryota; Viridiplantae; Streptophyta; Magnoliopsida; Arecales; Arecaceae
Source: RefSeq, a predicted model, not a curated record